Molecule: messenger RNA, 315 nt
Organism: Prunus armeniaca (apricot)
Lineage: Eukaryota; Viridiplantae; Streptophyta; Magnoliopsida; Rosales; Rosaceae
Source: the annotation of a GenBank genome assembly
AUGGAGUUAAUAAGAACCCAGAAGAUGAGGGUUCAAAGGCAAUACUGCAUAUUCCUCAAGAACAAAAGUGAUGCACAGGCACCUCCGGAGACCACUUCUGGCAGAAAAGGGAAAGAUCCGAAAAUACCUUCCCAGGCAGAACAAGUAAUCCAGCCACAGAAAAUGUUGAAAGCUGGAUCUCCAGUUAAGCCUUCUAUCCAUCUUGCUUCAUCCUCAGACAAUCAAUUUAAACCUUCACAGAUACAUGGAGAAUCUGAAUCUAUUCCAAUGAAGGGCAAGAAGACUGGACUGAGGAAAAUGAAGAGGAGCAGCUAG